AGUGUUCAAUAGCAGCUGAUGAAACAACAGAGAGCCAGCACACAAACUAAACCAAGAUUAACAUCCACAAUUAAUAUUAAAACAGUAUUAUGCAAUGGCGGCAUUGGUGACCCUUCCUUUUUUCGCACCCUGUGAUCCAACCCCCACUAUCAAUUAAUAUCGGAUUGUGGACCUAUAAAAGGUGGCAACUGACAAUCGAUCAGCACCGACUCAUUCACCAUGUCUCGUCACAGCAAGGUCGUUUCUCAGGUUCUCUUCUCGGUGGGACUUGUGGUGUUACUUCUAGCCACAUGUAAGACGGACGGAGCGAGCGUGGCGGUCGAUUCGACCAAGGAUUCGUCGUAUGUCAAACCUGCAGCAGCUGAGACGGACAAAAAGGAGGCCGCCGCCAAGGACCAGCAGGAGCAGCUGGACCCUCGCAUUGGUGGUUAUUCUUUACCCGCUAGCAGUUACGGCGCUUACCAACCGAGUUAUGCUGCGCCUGCCUACCCGAGUUCCGGUUCCGCUUAUUCCGGCGGAUUGGCUUACGCUCCAGCUGCCCAGCAGACUUAUUACGGUGGCGCUUCUUACGGAGCCUCUCCUGCCUCUUACGGAUCACCGGCCUACAGUGCUCCUGCAUCUUCUUAUGGUGCCACUCCUGCACCCGCUUACGGUGCAUCAGCUUACGGGGUCACUCCAGCAGCUUCUACUUAUGGCGCUACACAGGCUUAUGGUGUCACUGCUGCUCCCACUUACGCCACUCCAGCUUCCAGUUAUUCCGCACCAGCCGCAUAUGGCGUCACCCAGGCUUAUGGAAACAUGCCUUCGUACAGCGGAUCGGCUUACGUGACUCCAGCUCCUGCCUACGGCGCAUCUUACGGCGUCACUCCUGCUUACGGUGCAGCAGCCUAUGGUGUCAACUAUGGCAACAUGGCGUCAUCAUACGGUGCAUCAGCUUACGGUGUUACUCCGGCUCCCGUUUACAACAUGGCAUCUUCUUACGGCGGAGUCUAUGGUGUCACUCCAGCCCCAUCUUACGGUAUGGGCUCUUCCUAUGGCGCAUCUGCUUAUGGAGUUACCCAGGCCCCCACCUACGGCAUGGGAUCUUUUUACUCUGGAUCGUCUUACGGUGCCACUCAAGCUCCGGUCUAUGGCGGAUCUUCUUACGGUGUCACUCCGGCCUACGGCGGUUCAGCUUACAGCGCCACUCCGGCCUACGGUGGAUCUGCUUACGGCAACAUGGCGUCUUCCUACGGCGCAUCCUCUUAUGGUGUAACACCUGCUUCUAUCUACAACAACUUGAACAACUACGGAAUGGGAUCGUCCUACUCUGUGCCUUCCUACUACUCCGCUCCGGCUUAUCCUGUUACUCCGGCUCCAGCAUACAACAGUUACAUGAUGGGCUCCUCUUACGGAUCUUAUGGCGCCACUCCGUCUCCCUACAUGUCUUAUGGCGGAAAUUUGAAUAUGCCCAACGUUUAUGGUGGAUCGACUUACGGCGCUGGAGGCUACACUGGUAGCAGUUACGGCGUUGCAUCGUCUCCUUACUCUUCGUACGGCGUUUCUUCCUAUCCGGAUGCUUACUAUUCAACUGGAUACGGCGGAGCUUACGGAACCGGAUACAACGGCGGCUACAACAUGAACCGAUACGGAAGCAUUGCUGCAUACUAGUCUUACCUUUCCGUCCGUUUGUUAUUUAUUGUUGAUAUUAUGAAAUCAAAUAGAAGUAUUAAUUUAACUGAAA
Daphnia pulex (common water flea) is the source of this 1723-nucleotide messenger RNA. RefSeq names its product shematrin-like protein 1. The record is from RefSeq and is a predicted model, not a curated record. The coding region runs from base 220 to 1650 and encodes 476 amino acids. The transcript has 4 exons. NCBI's taxonomy places the organism in Eukaryota, Metazoa, Arthropoda, Branchiopoda, Diplostraca, Daphniidae.